Messenger RNA from Lontra canadensis (Northern American river otter), 885 nucleotides. It is a transcript of the gene HSPB7, whose product is annotated as heat shock protein family B (small) member 7. Gene Ontology annotation, cellular component: nucleus; cytoplasm. Lineage: Eukaryota; Metazoa; Chordata; Mammalia; Carnivora; Mustelidae. The transcript is spliced from 3 exons. Bases 97 to 618 code for a protein of 173 amino acids. Gene Ontology annotation, biological process: heart development. The record is from RefSeq and is a predicted model, not a curated record.
GGCAGCCAGGGCCGGGCACGCUCCCCCAGAGCCUGCCGCCCACACCCUCUCCUGUCCCUCUGUCCGCCUGGCCAGCGCCCGGCCGCCGGCCCGUGGAUGAGCCACAGGACCUCCUCCACCUUCAGAGCGGAGAGAAGCUUCCACUCCUCCUCGUCCUCAUCCUCGUCCUCAUCCUCGUCCUCAUCCUCCUCAGCCUCCCGUGCCCUCCCGGCCCAGGACCCACCCAUGGAGAAAGCCCUGAGCAUGUUUUCCGAGGAUUUUGGCAGCUUCAUGCGGCCCCGCUCGGAGCCCCUGGCCUUCCCAGCCCGGCCCGGGGGACAGGGCAACAUCAAGACUCUCAGGGACGCCUAUGAGUUUGCGGUGGACGUGAGUGACUUCUCACCUGAAGACAUCAUCGUCACCACCUCCAACAACCAAAUCGAGGUGCGGGCUGAGAAGCUGGCAGCUGAUGGCACAGUCAUGAACACCUUCGCUCACAAGUGCCAGUUGCCUGAGGACGUGGACCCCACUUCAGUGACCUCGGCCCUGAGGGAGGACGGCAGCCUCACCAUCCGGGCCCGGCGCCACCCGCACACGGAGCACGUCCAGCAGACCUUCCGGACGGAGAUCAAAAUCUGAGGGCCUCCCCCUCCCCGUCCCCUCCCGUUUCCCCUCUUCUGCCCCCACUGGCCUGCCAGAGACGUUUUCCUCACCCCUCAUGACAGCUUGCAGAACAUCUCAGCUCAAGUUCCAGGCCCUGAGGUGGGUCACCUACCCCCUGCCCGCUAAACUGAGGCCUUCUGCUCUCCAGGGCAGGCCAGGGAACCUUUUGCCUUACCAAUGGCCCCCAGAUUCCAGAUGUGGCCUCUUUCACUGAAUCCGGAAUAAAGGGAUUUAGAUGGAAAA